Messenger RNA from Sabethes cyaneus, 526 nucleotides. It is a transcript of the gene MED22, whose product is annotated as mediator of RNA polymerase II transcription subunit 22. Lineage: Eukaryota; Metazoa; Arthropoda; Insecta; Diptera; Culicidae. The record is from RefSeq and is a predicted model, not a curated record. Bases 103 to 519 code for a protein of 138 amino acids. Gene Ontology annotation, molecular function: transcription coregulator activity. The transcript is spliced from 3 exons. Gene Ontology annotation, biological process: regulation of transcription by RNA polymerase II. Gene Ontology annotation, cellular component: mediator complex.
CGUUCAGAUUCAGAAAGACUGCGUUUUCUAAAAAUAUUAAUAUUAAAUUAAUAUUAAAAAUUAAAGCGUUCUCAAAGCGGGUAAAACGACACUUUGACUAUAAUGCAACGAAGUUUAACACAGUCGAAAGAAGCUUUGCUUAAGUCUUACAAUACUCGUUUGAAAGAGGAUGUCCGUAGCAUGCUGGAAAACUUUGAGGAAAUCGUCCGCCUGGCUAAAGGGGAAAAUGAAACCCAACUAUCAAAAAUGACGCAGUGCGAACAAGAUACUUAUGAAAUGCAAGUGCGGGCUUCAAAUAUAGUGCGUGCCGGUGAAUCCCUGAUGAAGCUUGUGUCCGAUAUCAAACAGUAUCUCAUAUUGAACGAUUUUCAUUCGGUCAACGAUGCUAUAUGCAGCAGUUCACAGUUGUAUCGAAAUACGCAGCUCGAUCGGGAUACUAAACUCAUGGCAGUGCGUGACGAUAUGGCCGCAGACUUGUACGAUCUCGAAGAGGAAUACUACACUAGCAUGUAUAAGUAAACGAUAA